AUGCAGGCCGCCAAUCAAGCAUGGCAGAGGCUGCGGAAAAUUCUGUGCUCCCGUACUCAGCUGGAUGUUCGUAAACGCAUUGCCAUUUGGAGGGCGACCGUUGUUCCUACCAUGACAUAUGGCUUGGCUGCCACUGCCCCCAGCUUGCGUGAUCUUCAGAGAAUCCAGCAUCAAUUCACAAAGCAACUUCGGGCCAUCACCCACCUGUAUGCUCAUCUCAGCAAGGUCUCCACCUCCGAUUUGCACCGACGUUAUGCUGUUCCCACGGUGCUUGACAUCCUUCACAAAGAGGCACAUUCCCUUCACCACCAGCUCCAUACCAAUCUGCAUUUUGGCAAUACUGUCACAGAUCAACAUGUUCAAGAUGCUCGUGCAACAGCUGCUCAACUGCAGGCUUGGCAGAUAGAUCAAUGGCACGCCCGGAACUCUGGCGACGACGUCGUUUUCGAUCGCAGCCUGCAUAGUCUGAACGGCAAGUGUCCACUUCUCACAGCUGCCGAUCAAGCUUCAGCCCUGCCCUUAGAUCCGGUACUGACUAAUUACUCAGCCAGCCACGACCGCUACAACAAUGUCGCUGGGUGGACCUGGCGGGUGAUCCUGCUGUUCAGCAGUAUCUCCGGCAUCGCUGCCCUGUCUGUUAUCAGUGGAGUGCAGAUGCAGUUGGAGUUGACUCCACGUUGCGUCUUGACCGAAGGCUCACAGGGGGCCGAGGCGGGGGCAUUCUUCAUUCGAGGCACGGGGUGCUUCUCGAGACAUCUUCUCUACAUCAGUCAGGCUGCCAGUGUGGAAGCUUUGGAAGCUUUCACACUGGUAGCGGAGCCUACAGCUCCGUUGCUGGUGGCCGGCGACGCAAGAGAAGGCCCGACAGGCCCUUCGGAGCCGACAGAGGCUUCGGUACCGCAGACGCAGUUCCCUUGGCAAGCUAUACCUCGCUUCACUCCAGGAUCCACCGACGUUUCGGAAUACUCCCAGAAGGUCAAGUUUCUCGCGGCCAUAUGGCCUCGGGAACACUUGUCCUUGCUGGGACCACGCAUGGCAUUGCUGUGCGAAGGGACAGCUUUCAAGAAGAUCCCCCAGUUGCCACCGCAGAAGCUCCAGGCGAACGACUCGUCAGGUGUUGAGCUCAUCGUGACCACACUUGGCGGUUCUUGGGGGCAGACCCAGGUGGAAAAGAGAUACGAGUACUUCGAGCGUGCCAUCUACGGCACAGUCCAGAAAGGAGACGAGACAAACGACUCCUACCUUGUGUGUUAUGAUGUGAUCUUCGAUGAGUUGAUUUCUCAAGGCGUGAAGCUGGAAGAAUUCAGAGCCUACAUCCUGCUACGUCAGUCGGGCCUGACAGCAGAGGACCGGAAGAAGAUCGUGAUGGAGCAUGGGGGCAACUUGGAGUACAAAAAGAUCUGCUCAGCGAUUCGCCUGCUUGGCUCGCGAUUUUUCGGCGAACUCCAAGGAGGCAAGACACAAGCCCGGACGAAGACCUACGACGUCAACCUGGCAGACAAUGGGCCCUCAGACGAAGAUGACCCCAACGGUGCAGCGACCACUCCGGCCUACACCGCUUUCUUCGAGGAUGCGGAGAAUGACCUUGACUACGACUACGUGGACGCCCUAGUGUCCCAGGACGAUCCCGAUGCAGUACAAGUCGCCAGCUUCGAAACCGAGCUCGAGGAGUUCUUUCAAGAGACGCCCGAACUCCAGACUGCUCUGAUAUCGUAUCUCGACGCCCGUCAGCGACUUAAGGAAAAGCAGCGGAACCGUGGAUUUUGGGGCCCUGGCUCUCAGCGAGGAAAGGGAGGAAAAGGCAAGCCUUUUGGCAAAGGAGGAGGUAAAGGCAAGAAGGGCCGUUGA
Messenger RNA from Symbiodinium sp. CCMP2592, 1848 nucleotides. The record is from the annotation of a GenBank genome assembly. NCBI's taxonomy places the organism in Eukaryota, Dinophyceae, Suessiales, Symbiodiniaceae.